Aaosphaeria arxii CBS 175.79 is the source of this 490-nucleotide messenger RNA. RefSeq lists its product as uncharacterized. NCBI's taxonomy places the organism in Eukaryota, Fungi, Ascomycota, Dothideomycetes, Pleosporales. The record is from RefSeq and is a predicted model, not a curated record. The coding region runs from base 74 to 256 and encodes 60 amino acids. The transcript has a single exon.
UUCCGAAAUGUCAAUCAAGAAACCGUUAUUUGAUCUAGCCCUGGGAACCCCCUCCCGAUCGUUAUGUUUUUAAAUGGAUUUCUAUGCGUCCAAUUCCUAUUCUGAGGUAACUGGAAGCGAUCUGAUUGGCCGCAUCUAUUACAUGUCUCGUUGCCACCAUCUAGCCCGCGGUUCUUCCUUCUCUUUCGUUGCUGCUGUGGGUAUUGGUAUGGGUACAAGCAUACGGAAACAACAGCGAAUACGACCGCCCACGUGAUCGGAGCUGUAUGACUCUGGCGACGAUGAGCUCAUCAGGCGCCAAUUCCAAGGGCCGACAGCAAAAUGACAAGCUGCCGAAGGGGACCGGGAAGAGAAUCAUAAACGCAUGCCAAAGGUGCAAGUCGCGGAAGAUACGCUGCGACGGCGCCACGCCAAUCUGCGGGAAAUGUUCGAGCCAGAAUGUGGAGUGCGUCUAUGGAGAACGGCGGUGGAGAGGGAAAGGCAGGACGUA